AUGGCAACAUCCACUACACGUUUUGCGGUGGAUUAUGCAAAGAGAGUUGCUGGAUGUAAGAAAUGCAAACUUCAACUCCCCAAAGGGGAGAUGCGCCUCGCUAAGAUCAUUCCGAAUCCGUUCGUGCAGAAAGCGGACGGAGGUCCUCCACCAGACAUGAAACAAUACUACCAUGCUCAUUGUCUGUUUGAAAUGUUUUUUAAAGCUCGAGCUAACACAAAGGUUAUCGAAGGAACCGAUGACAUUGAAGGAUGGGAUGACUUGAAAGACGAGGACAAAGAUGUUAUUUUGAAGUUUAUUGAUGAGUUAGCUGACCUUCGUGCGAAAAAAGGAGAAGUAAAAGCGACACCGAAAAAGAAAACCGGCGAUUCUGACUCUCCUGCAAAGACACCACCGUCUUCAAAGAAAGCAAACGGUAAAGAUGCUGAAUCUACACCAAAACAGAAAAAGUCUAAAGAUAAGGACAAACCAGAAAGUAGCAAAAAAGUGAAAGGGAAGGAUGACGUCAAAAAUAAAGGAGGUAAAGAAGGCUCUAAAACAUCUGAAGAGCCCAAUGAGGAAUCGAAAUACAACUCAUUCAACAAGUUCGCGAAAUUAUGCGACGUUAUCGCCACAAUGUCUAAGUAUACAGAUAAAUCGGCAGCAGUAAAAAUGUUCAUUUCAAGAGAUGACUACGAUGGUGAUUUACUUACAUUGGUUCGACUUCUUUUACCAGGUGUAGAUCAAAGGGUCUACAACUUAAAAGAGAAGCAAAUUAUAAAACAUUUUGCAUCGAUCUUUGAUCUCCCAGUUGAGGAUCUCUUGAACGAAUACAAAAAUAGUGGAGAUGUUUCUAAAACCAUUCGAGAUGCAAUGGAGAAUAAUAACUUGAGCAGAGUAACUAAAGGGAACUGGAGCAUUGAAAAAGUUGAUCGCUGGCUUAACAAGCUAACUGAAUUCACUAAGGAUGACGAACAAAUUUCACAUUUGAAAUUUGCCGCUAAAAGGUUAUCCCCACUAGAACUACAGUAUCUGAUUCGGCUGGUGAUGAAGGAUCUCAGGAUUAAUGCAGGCGUAAAACAUAUCUUGGAUGGCCUAAACUCGUCUGCAUAUGAAGCUUUCCAGAAUUGCCGUGACCUUGCCGAAAUAAUCGAUAGAUGCAAAAAAGGCCAGCUUGGUGAUAUUGCGAUUACAAUGGAGGUUGGUAUUCGAAUUGGGACUCCAGUUCUACCGAUGCUUGCUGAACCGUGCAAGUCAGUUGAACAGGCGAUGAAAAGAUGUGUUAACGGAAUGUUUGCAGAGAUCAAAUACGACGGUGAACGAGUUCAGGUUCAUAAAAUUGGCGCAUCCUACUCCUAUUAUUCGCGAAGUCUUAAACCUGUACAACAUCAUAAGAUUUCGCACCUUGAGAAAUUUAUACCACAGGCGUUCCCAGCUGGGUUGGACUUAAUCAUUGACGCCGAGGUUCUUCUUGUUGAUAAUUCCACUGGAAAACCGUUGCCUUUCGGUACAUUGGGUGUGCAUAAGAAGGAACAAUUCAAAGAUGCAUCCGUCUGCAUAUUUGUAUUCGACAUACUUCGAUAUAACGACGAAGAUUUGAUGAGCAGGACUCUAACGGAGAGGAAGAUGCUACUCGAAUCUAAGAUGACUGAGGUAGAAAAUCGUGUCAUGAUGUCGAACUACCAGCUAAUUCGUUAUGGGGAUCAUGCCACAUUGAAGACAAUGAUAUGGAAAGCCAUAGACGAAGGUUUGGAAGGACUCGUUCUGAAGGACACUAGAUCAGUCUAUGAGCCGGGGAAACGACAUUGGCUUAAAGUGAAGAAAGACUAUCUAGAAGAGGGUCGAAUGGCGGAUACUGCAGAUCUGAUUGUGUUGGGCGCCUACUUUGGGACGGGUUGUAAAGGAGGCAUGAUGUCGGUGUUUCUGAUGGGUGUUUACGACAAGGACACGGAUUCAUAUCGCACCGUCACAAAAUGUGGUAAUGGACAUACUGAUGAUGCUCUUGAUAAAAUCAAUAAGGAUCUGAAAGAUAAGAUGACUCGGAUCGAUCGUGAUUAUGAUUCCCUCCCUAAGUGGCUAAAGUGUUCACGUAGUCUUGUACCAGAUUUUAUUGUGAAGGACCCGAAAGAGGCACCUGUUUGGGAGAUUACAGGUGCCGAGUUCUCCAAGUCAGAAAACCAUACCGCUGGAGGUAUUUCUAUUCGUUUCCCUCGUGUGACUCGCGUUAGAAAGGAUAAGAAUUGGGAAACCGCGACUACGUUGGCCGAGUUGAAGAAUCUCUAUGAUUGUUCGAAGAUGAAGACCGAUAUCGAUCACACUGCUGAAGACGAGACUCCUCUAUACGUGAAAGAAGGCAUGGAUCACGGUGAUAUAGAGAAACUCAUCGAAGAAGACACCGCAGGUACCAGCGGUGAAGGUUCGAGCACAAAUGGAAGAAAACGAAGCGCUGAAGACGAGGUAGAGAAGAAUGAACCAAAGAAAACGAAGAAAACAGAAGAGGAUGAGGAUAGUAGUGACGCUAAAUGUCCACCAGGAAAAACACCAUGCAAAUAUGGAGCCGAAUGCUACAGAAAGAACAAGGAACAUAAAGCGGAAUUUUGGCAUCCGCCAAAGAAUUGA
Messenger RNA from Necator americanus (New World hookworm), 2598 nucleotides. RefSeq lists its product as uncharacterized. Gene Ontology annotation, cellular component: DNA ligase III-XRCC1 complex; nucleus. The record is from RefSeq and is a predicted model, not a curated record. Bases 1 to 2598 code for a protein of 865 amino acids. The transcript is spliced from 23 exons. Lineage: Eukaryota; Metazoa; Nematoda; Chromadorea; Rhabditida; Ancylostomatidae. Gene Ontology annotation, molecular function: DNA ligase (ATP) activity; ATP binding; DNA binding. Gene Ontology annotation, biological process: DNA biosynthetic process; DNA recombination; double-strand break repair.